Molecule: messenger RNA, 1716 nt
Organism: Misgurnus anguillicaudatus (oriental weatherfish)
Lineage: Eukaryota; Metazoa; Chordata; Actinopteri; Cypriniformes; Cobitidae
Gene: kpna7
Product: karyopherin alpha 7 (importin alpha 8)
Biological process (GO): protein import into nucleus
Cellular component (GO): cytoplasm
Molecular function (GO): protein binding; nuclear import signal receptor activity
Source: RefSeq, a predicted model, not a curated record
AGGUGGUAGUUUGUUGUUGGAUAGACUCCUUGCUUAUCAGUUUGUUGGGAGUUUUUGUAAAAGCUUACACGGUGUUAUCGGCAUUAAGCAACUUUAUCAAGUGCCAAAAUGCCUACAGAAAAUUUGUCUGAUAAACGAAUGUCUAAGUUCAAAAAUAAGGGCAAAGAGCCGACGAAAAUGCGCGACCGCAGAAUCGCUGAGUGCGUUGAGCUCAGAAAAGCUCAAAGGGUUGAAAGUAUUUUGAAGAGGAGAAAUAUUUCGUCCCAUGGAGAUGAGGAACCUCUGUCACCUGAGUUUAACACUGACAACGAGCAGAUCAUAUCGGCCACGAUCCUAGACAUCGUUGCAAAUGUGAACAGUAAUUGUCCAGAAAGUCAAAGACAAGGCUGUCAAGCAGCUAGGAAGCUGCUGUCCCGGGAGAGGAACCCUCCUCUGAAGGAGAUCGUUGAGGCGGGACUGCUGAGUCGCUUUGUGGAGUUUUUGGGGAGGCACGAUGAUCCCACUCUGCAGUUUGAGGCUGCGUGGUCUCUCACUAAUGUUGCAUCUGGCACCUCUUGGCACACACAGCAGGUGGUUGAGCAUGGAGCGGUGCCAGCCUUCAUCGCCCUACUGGCUUCACCAAUGCUGAACAUCAGCGAGCAAGCUGUAUGGGCUUUAGGCAACAUUGCUGGUGAUGGUCCAUCAUAUCGUGAUGCCCUGAUCGAUUGUGGUGUCAUUCCUGCGUUGUUGGCGCGACUCACACCUGACGCCCCAGUUGGAUACCUCCGCAACCUGACGUGGACCCUAUCAAACCUUUGCAGGAACAAGAAUCCUUUCCCGCGAUUCAGUGCCGUCCAGCAAAUGCUCCCAUCAAUUAUUCAACUGCUUCACCACAGUGACAAGUCCAUACUGUCUGAUGCAUGCUGGGCCAUUUCUUACCUCACAGAUGGACCCAAUGAGCGAAUUGAUGUAGUGAUAAAGACUGGUAUCCUUUCACGAUUGGUUGAGCUCUUGGGUUUUGAGGAACUUGCAGUGGUGACCCCAGCCCUGCGCUCUAUUGGGAACAUCGUGAGUGGCUCAGACCUCCAGACACAAGCGGCCAUUGAUGCAGGUGUGCUGGGCGCUCUGCCCCAGCUGAUGCGCCACCCCAAGUCCAGUAUACAGAAGGAGGCUGCUUGGGCCGUCUCCAACAUUGCAGCUGGGCCCUGCCAGCAGAUUCAACAGCUCAUCACAUGUGGCUUACUGCCUCCUCUAGUUGAUCUCCUAAAAAAUGGCGAUUUCAAAACCCAGCGAGAGGCUGUCUGGGCGGUGACCAACUACACAAGUGGUGGAACCGUUGACCAAGUGGUACACCUGGUCAAAUGUGGUGCUCUAGAGGCAAUCUUGUCUUUACUUCAGGUUAAAGACACCAAGACGGUUCUGGUGAUCCUAGAUGCCGUUAACAAUAUCUUCUUGGCUGCCGAGAAACUCGGGGAGGUGGAUAAACUCAGUUUGUUGGUGGAGGAAGUGGGCGGACUGGAUCGAAUCGAAUUCCUCCAAAACCAUGAGAACAAUGCGGUGUACAGGGCUGCUCAGGCUCUCAUUGACAAGUAUUUUAGUGAGGAGGGUGAGGAUCAGUGCUUGAAAACUGAAGCCACGGAUGCAAACUUUGUCUUUGGCGCAUCUGAUGUGCAGAAGAAAUUUGACUUUUGACUUGUUUUAGUACGUCUAAAUGGAAUAAAGUGUAUUUUUGCAGUA